UUGAAUGGCUGUUCUACUGCACCACACAGCACGAACACGCAAGAGGACAUCUCCUCCGUCUGCAAUCGUCAACAACAACGAACACAUUUUGAUGUCUUCCUUACGUUUAUAUAUCGACAGCAGGAUAAUUAGGUAUCGUGUAACUGCCUGUGAGUACUCUUCGGAAUAAUUUGUAUGUUUUGAGAAGCCGAAUUUUUACGGUCGACUACUUGUGUGACUUUUCCUUUCAAAGACAACAAUUACUUUUCACCAAGUCUGUGAUAUGCAGCAGCCUACUGAGUGAGGGCACUGGUUAUAAUAAUAUGACAACAACAACAAUGUCAGCGCGCAGUCGUCCAUCCAUAGCCCAUAUCAGAAAUGAAAGCAAUUUCAGUUUCAUCUCUGCACUGAUUUGUUUGUAGAUUCAACGAACUGUGCAUCAAAACCAAAAGUGGAUAUUUGAGUUGAGACGCCUUGCCUUCAAAAGGAAACCAUCAAGUCAUUGGAUAUUUGCAAAUGUUUCAAGAAGCGAACAGAAUACCGGUUGUAGAGUUUGGCAGAUUCUUUUGGAGGAGAUUGACAGUAAAUUACUAGGUUUUCUUCUUUGCUGCUGUUUCUUCACCAUCCUGAAACAUUUUGAAGAAGAAAUGGAGAGAAUUGAGUGAUCGUAAGAAUAUUCCUUCCAAGCUAAUUGAAGAGCGAGUACAUUGUAGAAAACAUUUAUACAACGUUUUGUUGAUGAAAAUGACGGAUAUUAUAGAAGACCUCUUGCUGUCGAAGGUUCAGCUUUGGGGAACACUGUGGAAGAAACCUUUUGGAACAACGAGUAAUUCUGGAAAAUGGCAAAAAAGGUUCUUUGUUAUCAAAGAGGGCUACCUUCUUUACUAUGCUGAGAAUGAAAAGAAAGACUUUGAUCGUAAACGAUACUUCAACAUGCAUCCCAAGGGUGUUAUUCCAUUGGGCGGAGCUCUGGUGUCGCCCUCUACUGACCCAGUCAAGAUGUGGGCAAUAAAGAUAGAUCAUGACGAGCUACAGGGGCCCAUCUUUAUCUCCACAGAUUCAGAAAAUGAGCGGGAAAAAUGGAUGGAGGUAAUGAAGAAGUCAAGCAGAGUAACGUGGAGAAAUGCAGAACUGGGUGAAACAAUGAUCCAGACAUUGGAGCAGCAGAGCCUGGAACUCGCCCGGGACAGUCAGAAGUACAGAGAACAAUGGCAUCUAGAAGCUUUGGCACUACGAGAUGAGAUGGACAAGAAUGAGGACUUGGAGAGAUUGACAGCUGAGUUGGAGGAGGAGAAGCAGAAGAUUGAGGAGACAGCAAGAGAACUUCUUGAAGAACAUGAAAGAACCAAAAAGGAGCUGGAGGAGACCAUGUACGCAAUGCAACAGGUCGCUAAAGACCAAGAGCAACUCAGCAGAGCUUCCUUUGAUUUCAAGUCAGACCUGGAGGUCCUGGCCCAGGAGCGGGAGAGGACAGUUGCAGAGUUGCAGAAGAGAGAAACCACCAUGGAGAAACUAGAGAAUGAGAACCAGUCAUUGUCAACGGAGACGGUCACCUUGAAGGACAACCUGAAGAUGAUCAACGAUAAGACGUCUGAAUUGCAACGAGAACUCCACCAGAUCAAUGAAAGAUUGUUAGACAAAGAGAAGGAGGCAGCUGUAUUGGCUGAAGAGAAGAAAUCCUUCAGUAUACAGGCACAGGAGUUAGAAUCGUCGUUACAUGAUCUCACUGUCCAGAAAGAAAUGACCGAGUCAGAGUUACGAGAGGAAAUCAUUGCCCGCCAUGAUGCAGAAAGGAGGCUGAAAAACGCUGAAGACUCUCUGGCAAGGUUGGACAAUGCGCUGAAGGAGAGUAGACCUGAACCCGUCACAAAACUAGAGAAAGCUCUCGAUGUGGAGAUCUUUGCAAAUGUGGCACAUCUUAAGAAAUUCUUUGAGGACAUUGCAAUGGAGGCUAAAAUAGAUGCAGAUAAGCCUCUGAUUAUGAAGAAUGCUCUCCAUGCACGUAAAUCCUUCGUCAGAAAAACGAAAAGCUUCAAAUUCCGCAAGGAUCGAGACAGAGGCGUCAAUCGUCACAGUACAAGCGUUGCAGGUUUACAACGGGCUCGUCAAAACGUUGCAGCAAAGAAGGGCUUUGCGUCUUUCCGUACAGUCCCUCAUGUUCCUGAACGCCAACAGGUACGGAACUCCGUAGCCUUGGGAAGUCUUCCUUAUCUCACCAUUGAAGAUGAGGAUGAGAUGGAUCACCCUGAUCUACCGUCGUUCCAUCAGCUCAGCGCGAUGGGCCUCUCUAAUAGAGGUGCACCCCCUGCGCCAUUAAAUAUCCCGGACUUCACCGGUAUGAUACCCACCCCAGCUAUUAACUCAGCGAGCUCGGUUAACACGCUGACGGAGAGCAGCACGGGGGACGACAGCUCCUCGAUCGACAGCCAGGGAGGAUCAAAGAGUACGGACGAUUCAGGAGACUUCACCGAGGAUUUACAAAUUGCCUUUGAGGAAAAAGUUUGAUCAUGGUUUCUAGUAUUUGUUUAAAAGAAGUGUUACAGACUUUUUCACAAGCUCCAGUCAUUUUUGUCUAAUUCUGCAUUUAUUUAAGCAAAUGCUUCUACAGUGUUCACUCGUGAUACAUAAAUGAGACCGAAUUGUUUGUUUAAAUAGGAAGGAAU
Asterias rubens (European starfish) is the source of this 2642-nucleotide messenger RNA. Its product is annotated as pleckstrin homology domain-containing family D member 1-like. The coding region runs from base 718 to 2484 and encodes 588 amino acids. NCBI's taxonomy places the organism in Eukaryota, Metazoa, Echinodermata, Asteroidea, Forcipulatida, Asteriidae. The transcript is spliced from 14 exons. The record is from RefSeq and is a predicted model, not a curated record.